AUGGAGUUAAAUCGUGUGUUUGGUGAUUUAAGAGUGUAUUAUGAGCCGAAUUUGCAGUGGGUGGAUGUGGAGGAGUGGCUGUAUGGCGAGGAAGGCGAAGAGGGUGUGCUGCAGCAGCGGGCGGAGAAGUUCUGGGCCCUGCCCAUGUGCCUUCAGGAUAUUGGACACCAGGAGACGCAGUUGCAGUUGCUCCGGGAUUUGUCCAGUGUCAUACGCUCCAUGAGGGACGACAACCAAGGAUGCUAUAGCAACACACAUGACAACUGGGCCAAUAUCAUCGGGGUUUCUCCGGCAAACGCAUAUCUUUCAUACAUCUAUUCGCUUACGAGCCUGGUCAUUCCGCCGGAGCAUGUGCAGCAGGCUGCUCCGCAAGGCCUGAAUGAAAACCUCAAUCUUCAAUUGUCCCUGAAUGCUGCGAGCACCUACCUGCUAACUCUGACCAUUCCGGGAGCCAAGAGCUAUGGCAUCUUUGAUGAGGAUGUGAUCGAGCAGGUUCUCAAGAUCUUUAGGCUGCUGGAGCUGAAUAGCAACAAAAGCGUCCGGGCCAACACCAUCUGGAUGUUCUUUCUGACCAUCUGCGACGACCUGAAGAUUGUCUUUCGCUAUGUGCACUUCAAGGAGCACCUGAAACCGCGGGACCGGAUCAUUCGAUGCCUCAUGGAGGUUCUGUACAUGAACUUUAAAGUGGGAUAUCAGAAUUCAUGUGCUCCCGCCUUGCAUGCGAAAUGUUUCGAGCUUUUUGGCGAAAUAGCCAACGAGCAUAAUGGAGACGUCUACGAAACUCUUCACUUGAUUAUGCGACAGACCUUUCCCAUGCACGUUUACACGGAUAGUCCCCACAGUGUUGGAGCAGGACGUCGAGGAGGGGCAAUGCAGAGCGGGGAGCACAUAUCGGACUGGUUUAUACAGCUUAUAGACAAGUACCCCGACAUUCUAAUCCGUAUUCUGCAUUUCUACAUUGAGUGUGUGGUUUCCAAUCCCAUUAAAGCGUGGAAGAGCAAUGAUGAGAAGGUAGCCAUUGGCUAUGCGGCCAAGUACGACAGGAUACUGUUCUCCAAGUGCAAUAAAUCCUGCGCAGACUUUGUCCUGGAGGCAGUAAAGGCAGACGAUGCUGUGGGGAUUCAAACUCGAGCCUUGGACCUGAUCGAGAAGAUCCUCAUGCAGCAGAGCGAGGUGGAGUGGAGCAUCUUCCGGUACGAUGUGUCCAAGGUUCCAAGGGAGGUCCCUCUCCUGAGGGAGGUGAUGCGGUGUCUCAACGACCGCACUUUUACUGUACGUCGAAAGGCUUGUCAAGUGCUCAUCCUGGCCCUGAAACAAGGAUCCCCCAUGACCACAAAAAUUAUGGACGAGAGCAUUCGUUUCGUUCAGUUCGAGGAUGCGGAUGUGGAGGCACUAGCUGAGCCUUCGGUGGAGCAAAACGAGCUGCGCUUCGAGAAGCCAGGGAUUGUCCAGUACGCCUUCAGUUUUGAGGGUCACGAGGAACUUGAGGAGGAGGUCAAGAAAGUUCCUCAAACGGUGUAUCAGCGUUUUCUGGCUGCGGACAAUGGUUUAGCACGUACUGCUGGCCUAGCCUUACUCGAAAGAUUGGUGCUUGUCAAUCCCCUAAUCAUCUAUAAUACGAAUUUCGUGAGGGAAACCUCUUUGUUGGCCGUCGAUCGUCUGGCCUCCGUGAGGAGAUCAGCGCUGGAUACCAUGGAAACCCUGCUCGAGGCCUACUCCAAUUGUUUUGCCUUGAUUUGUGUGUACUGCCGUAUUUGGGCUUGCCUCAUGAGCGAUGAGGAUGCAGCGCUGCAAAAGCUGGCUAUUAUGAGUUUUGAUCGAAUGGUUUUGAGAAACAUUCAACCCCUGGAGUAUUCGAAUGAAGCCAAACAUUUUAUGCCCUGGCGAAUUAUUAGUACCUUGCUCAUGACCCAACCCAGAGCUUAUCUUCAGGAAAGAUUCGCUGUUUUACUGGAACGGGAGUCCAUUGUAACACCCCGGCUGGUGAACAUUAUAAUAUCGCAUUUAUCCACAUCCAUGGCCACCGAUGCCUGGGGCUUGCUGUUGCUCCUGUCCAGCCGAAUUACCAACAAUAUGGACGCACUGAUUGGCAUCUUCAAUGGUCUCUCCUCCUACAACAUGAAGUCCAAUCAAUUUCUGGCCCUUCAGCUUAUCAUUGGCUGUUUGAAGAACUUUUCCAAGCCAGCCCUGAAUCAGUUAUUUCAGAGGCUUCUGAAUGCCCUGCGCACGGGGAGCAUUUGGCUGGGCAUCAUCUCGAGUGCGGUUAAUUUGCUUAACCAAAUCCAUCACCUGUCUGCUAGCCGGGCUCCAGCGAUGGAUUCCGAUGCACCAGACUGGCAGCUUAGUUUGCUCGAAGACCUCACCGAUGGAAUCUUGGCCAGUGCACAGAAUUUCCAGGACGAACACAGCCGCCUGCAGUGUCUGUUGGGUGCCUAUACGGAGAUAAUUGUGAUGCUGCCGCAGGAGGUGGACAACAGGAUCGUGGGCAUUGUGUUUAAAUACUUGCAGGAAUGCACCAAGCUCAGUGAAUCGCAAUUCGAUUCGGAUAACGAGCGCAUGACCAACUGGAUGAUCGUGAUAGCAGGUCGCUUGUGCCUCAGGGAGAACCACUUGGCCAACAGUGUGUCCAAGCUUUACAGAACUAUUUUGAGCAAAAAUGACCGGCCGCAAAUCAUCAACACCACUCUGAUAGCCCUGAACGAUCUGGGCAAGAAACACCCUUCGAUUCUUGAGAGCAAUUUCCAGGUGAUUUUGUCGAAACUCCAUUCCAAAUUCGCCAUGACCAGAGUGCGCACCUUUCGGUGUGUGAAGGACGUGAUUCUCUCCGGGAAUAUCAAGCUGAAGGGACCAAUUCUCAUAUCUAUGCUGGCUGGUUUGGUGGACGAGAGUGCCGAAGUGGCCAGGGAGGCAGAUGCCUUCUUCAUUCGCUACAAGAGAUUGUACAACAAAAUGCUGUUUGAUCAUUGUCUGAAAGAAUGCCCAUUCGACCUGAAUGGCCAGGCUUCUUUGAGAGGAGUAAGGACGGAUUCCAACUACAAAUCGCCACUAAAGGGUUCGGCCAUGGCAAAAAAUCGUAGGCUGCUUUACAAUCAUAUCAUGGCCUCGGUGGAGGAGAACACACUGUUGCUCUACUUCGGACAACUAAAGUUGCUGGCUGAAAAAACCAGAGACAGUGCUUUUAUAGGCAAUCCUGACGCCUUGAUCGUGGUUCAGGACAUGCUUUUUAUCAUGCGACGCAUUUGUUUUCGCACAAAGGGGAAGGGAAAAGAGAUGAGCUCCCGAGGCGAAGGCGACAACAACGAUGACGGUGAGGAGGAGACACUGGAGGCACCAGCUCCACCACCCAAACCAGCAGCAGGAGAAGCACCAGCCCGAGGAAGAGGACGAAAGGCAGAUAACUCCGAGGAGCCACUUAAGCAAUUGGAGCGCUGUCUUCGCUAUGUGGAAGAAACACAUCGCAACCUUAAGUCUGUGAUGAGUCCCGAACUCAAGCACACUUUUGAAAACUUUUGCCACGCCCUGGCAAUGAGAUUUCCCAACUACAUUGAGUUUGCUCAACCUGCUGAGUUCUGGCAGAAGUAUCGAUCCUCGAAAACCCCCAAGGGAGGCAGAAAGAAGCGACGACGCAUGGAUGAUGAUGCAGAAGAUGAAUCCGAGGACGAUCAGCAGUCGGAGAGCGACAGCGACAAUGAAAUGCCGCUGGAGAGGCACAAAUCCACGCCAGUCGCGUCCCGCUUGUCCCAAAGGAAAACCAGCUGCGAUAUGCUGGUUACGGAACUUAUUUUCCAGCCACCGGAUUGGUAGCUCUCGCAACUAUUUUGGUCAUUGCCAAAAGGAAAAGUUGAUUUUUGCCAAUGGAAAACCUGUUUAUUUUGUAUUCAACUUGAACUUUUUAACAUUAGCAGUAAAACAUUGUAGAUAUGGUACUUAAAAUCGAAUAUUAUGGAUUAUGCAUUAUAAAGCAAGUAAUGAACAAAUAUAAACCUUUGUAACAUAGGAAGAUUGAACAAAAUCAAUUGUAAAUUGUACUGUAUAGAAAUAUACAAAAAUUGUGAAAAUGAGAAUUCAUUUUAAGUGAAAAUUAAAUACAAUUAUACUUA
Molecule: messenger RNA, 4100 nt
Organism: Drosophila biarmipes
Lineage: Eukaryota; Metazoa; Arthropoda; Insecta; Diptera; Drosophilidae
Gene: Cap-D3
Exons: 7
Coding region: 1-3804 (1267 amino acids)
Biological process (GO): mitotic chromosome condensation; meiotic chromosome condensation
Cellular component (GO): condensed chromosome, centromeric region
Molecular function (GO): histone binding
Source: RefSeq, a predicted model, not a curated record